Physcomitrium patens is the source of this 2660-nucleotide messenger RNA. Its product is annotated as putative methyltransferase PMT11. The record is from RefSeq and is a predicted model, not a curated record. Gene Ontology annotation, molecular function: methyltransferase activity. Lineage: Eukaryota; Viridiplantae; Streptophyta; Bryopsida; Funariales; Funariaceae. Gene Ontology annotation, cellular component: cytoplasm; trans-Golgi network; endosome.
GGGCUCUCCCUCCCUCCCUCCCUCCCUCUCUCAUUGUGAAUUGGAAGCCUCUCGGUGACGGAUUUUUGUCGUGGGACGAGGGAUGCUCUCUUCUCAUUUAGAGGGUUCAUGGCUGCAGGGAAGUGUGGUUGUUAUUUUCAGCAUUGAUUGGGUUCUUCUUCUUCUUCUUCUUUUUUUUUUUUUUUUUUUUUUUUGCGAAAUAAGGAUACUGUUGUAAUGAAUUCAGUCAAUGGUGUUGUUCGUAGUCGUUGUUGUCGUUGUAGGCAGUAAACCAUGGGAAUUGUAAGAGGUUGGACGUGCUUCUCUGCAACCUGUGUAUGAGUGGAAUUUGGACCCGUCUGCAGAUUACCCAGGUAUUGGGUUCGAGAGAAGUAGGAUUUCGCAAUUUUUUGUUUUGAAGCUGAUAAGAGAAGAUCUGUACGCCAUUGAUUCUUUCGGAGUUAAAUUGACAGAGUUCGACAUUGUCUUUGUUGCUGACGAGGUAGACGGUUGGAGUAGUGGGUUUUGAAGAUGGAGAUGCGGAUACGGCCUCGGCAGUGCUCGGUGGUUGUGAUUACAUUUGUGGCUCUGUUUCUGGUUGGAACCAAACCUUCUGCAAGUCAUCCUUAUGCUUACAUUGAAAAUGGUGAGCGGCUUCGGAGUGAGACCAUUACACGAAAGCUAUCAAGAAUCCAUAUCACGCAUUUCACCAAUGGAAAACUGGCAUCCUUGGGGAUUUUAGACACUAAUGGAGGAUUUCUUUCUGACAUUGUCGCAUUCGGCGAUGAAGCUGAAGUUGACUUAGAUGUGGAUGUUGGAGAUGUCUCAGAACGUUUUUCAUUAUCGAGCUUAGAAAGCAAUAGAACUUUCAAAUCGUACAAUUUUGAUGUCUGUGCUCAUGGGUGGAAGGAUUAUAUACCCUGCCUUGAUAAUGCUGGCGGCAUUAGCGAGUUGAAAUCGAACACAAGGGGUGAAAUCUGGGAGCGGCAUUGUCCCCGAAGAGGCAGCAUGUGCUGUUUGAUUGGUGCACCGCUUAACUACAAACUCCCAAUCAGAUGGCCAAAAAGCAGCAGUGAGAUUUGGUACAACAAUGUUCCACAUGCGCAGCUACUGGCUGACAAGAGUGGAGAGAACUGGAUCAAACUUGACAAGGACAGGAUUCGAUUUCCUAGCGGUGACAUUCAAUCUGAAAAUAGAGUUCAUCAAUACCUGGACCAUAUCAGUGAAAUGCUACCCACCAUCGGCUAUGGGCGCCGGACACGUGUUGCUCUUGAUAUCGGCUGUGGUGUAGCCAGCUUCGGAGCCUACUUGUUUGAUCGUGAUGUAAUUACCCUCUCUAUAGCCCCAAAAGAUGGCCAUGAAAGCCAGUUUGCGCUGGAACGUGGUGUACCAGCUCUAGUUGCUGUUCUGGCAACACGCCGGCUUCUUUUUCCGAGCCAAGCUUUUGAUCUAAUCCAUUGUUCCGGCUGUCAAAUUAAUUGGAAUCGUGAUGAUGGUAUUUUGCUUAUAGAGGUAGACCGCGUGCUCAGAGCUGGUGCGUACUUUGUGUGGUCGCCCCAAGAGCACCAGGAAAAUGUGUGGAGAGAAAUGGAGGAUCUGGCAAAACACCUGUGUUGGGAGCAAGUUGGAAAAGAUGGGCAAGUUGGCAUCUGGCGCAAGCCUUUGAAUCAUUCUUGCUUAAAGAGUCGGUCAUCGGACGUGCUGUGUGAUCCAAGUGUUAAUCCUGACGAAACCUGGUAUGUUUCGCUGCAAUCUUGCUUAACUCUGCUUCCUGAAAAUGGACUCGGUGGGGAUCUUCCCGAAUGGCCCGCCAGAUUAUCAACUCCUCCUCGCAGACUUGAGACCAUUGUCAUGGAUGCUACACAAGCAAGAUCCUACGUUUUCAAAUCAGAUCAGAGAUAUUGGCAUGUUGUGGUGGAGGGGUACCUUCGAGGUUUGGGUCUUCACAAAGAAGAUUUCCGGAAUAUAAUGGACAUGCGAGCUAUGUAUGGAGGAUUUGCAGCAGGAUUGGUGGACCAGAAAGUGGACUGGUGGGUCAUGAAUGUUGUUCCCAUCAGUGGACAAAAUACUUUGCCAGUUAUCUUCGAUCGGGGACUUAUUGGCGUUUCACACGAUUGGUGCGAGCCUUUUGACACGUAUCCAAGGACUUAUGAUCUGUUGCAUGCUGUUGGGCUCUUAACUCAAGAAGAUAAAAGGUGUAACAUCGCUCACAUAGUGCUGGAAAUGGACCGCAUUCUGCGACCUGGUGGCUGGGUGCUAGUGCGGGAGACCAACGAUAUGGUCUACCGUGUGGAGGCAUUGGCCAAAUCUGUGCGAUGGAAGACUCGAAUUCUAGAGACAGAGAGUGGUCCCUUCGGCAAAGAUAAGCUUCUGUCGUGUCAAAAACCUCUCUGGCAUUCGUAGUGUAAAGCUGUUAGAGCAGAGCACCGCUUAUGUAGUUCCCCAUUUCUAGUUAAAUCAAUAGCUAAGUCUUCUAGGUGAAAUUAAUUGUAUAGACGCGGCUAGAAAUUCAGUCUCCAACAGUUCAAAUUCAGGUCUACAACUCAAUUGCAAUCUGUCUCUUGAGGACUAAUGCUCAAUUAAUGGGUCGCUCUCAUAUAGUUGUGAAUGCUGCGUUGCUCAAGGAAGACAUUGUAUGAAGAAUUUAUAUAAAAUUCCACCUCUGAUGCAUACUUACAACA